AUGAACGGGGUGCUGCGGGCGUGCUUGCUCAAAUAUUCUUGCGCCAACUGCAUAGCCCGGCGCGGUUUCAGCCAGAACCCCAGCCAGUGGCGGCGGAAGCAGUUGAGAUCAACGGUUUAUUACGUGACUGCUGCGGGUUUGGUGACUGUCGGCCUCAGUUACGCCGCGGUGCCGUUGUACCGCAUGUUUUGCCAGGCGUACAGUUACGGCGGCACGACGGCCGCGGGCCACGACGCCGAAAAAGUCGCCAGUAUGCGACCGCUCAGGACCAAACCCAUAACCAUAAAGUUCAACGCGGAUAAAUCAGCCAGUAUGAGGUGGAACUUUAAACCGCAACAAACGGAGAUAACCGUUUAUCCCGGGGAAACCGCGUUAGCUUUCUACACCGCGGUGAACCCGUCCGACGUACCUGUCGUCGGCAUUAGUACUUACAACGUCGUGCCGUUCGAGGCCGGCCAGUAUUUCAACAAAAUUCAGUGUUUCUGCUUCGAGGAGCAGAUGCUGAACCCGCACGAGCAGGUCGACAUGCCCGUGUUCUUUUACAUCGACCCCGAGAUCGACGAAGACCCUUACCUAGAGUUUUGCGACGAGAUUACACUCUCCUACACGUUCUUCGAGGCGAAACCGGGCUUCACGUUACCGCUGCCCGGUCGUAUUUAAGCGAAAUAUAUUGCCGAUUAUGAUAUUUUGCCUGCUCCCAUUGGUGACCAAGGAAUGGUCAUGAUUGACUAGUAAAAAGUAAGAAGAUUUUCCUUUGCUACCAUCAUCGGCGACAGAUAAUAAGGAUGCCUAGAGAUUCAAAAUAGGGUUUCGAGGGAAGAACCCCAGAUGUAGCAAAAUAAAAUAGUUCUCCAUAAAAAACCGUUAGCCUGCAAAACAGAGCACAAAAAAUAUUUACCUUUGCAUUCUAUCCCGCGUCUGGCAUUGCAUGUUUAAUAACAUACUGUAAAUUCCGUUUGAUUAAUAAUAAUACCAGAACAUAAAAUUUGGAUUGUAGAAAUAUUCUUAUACGUUCCGGAUUUAUGGCAAAAUCUAGUCAUAAGACCGACCAAGCUAGCAAGGAAAAAUGUACUGCACAGAAUCACGUAAAUGAGAGCCGGUAAAACGCGCAUAAUGCUUCGCGAUCGCGACGCCUAGUUUUUAUGUUCGUGUUACAAUAAAACCCUUC
Molecule: messenger RNA, 1168 nt
Organism: Cylas formicarius (sweet potato weevil)
Lineage: Eukaryota; Metazoa; Arthropoda; Insecta; Coleoptera; Brentidae
Gene: Cox11
Product: cytochrome c oxidase assembly protein COX11, mitochondrial
Exons: 2
Coding region: 1-660 (219 amino acids)
Cellular component (GO): mitochondrial inner membrane
Molecular function (GO): copper ion binding
Source: RefSeq, a predicted model, not a curated record